AUGCACAAGGUGAUAUCGAUGCUGCAAAGUAAAGGUCACAAGUUGGUGAAAUUCAAUAUCCCUGAUCCCGACAAACUGAUAAGCAUGUCUUCGACAGCCAUGUUUGCUAAUGGCGGUGGCACUCUGCAUAAAGCGUCUCAGAAUGAUCCAGCCAACUCCAGGCUUCGGAAACUUUGCUUCGCCCUCUCAUUGCCUGUUUUUAUUCGUCGCUCAGUCGCAUGGCUGAUCCACAGGUUUAUAAGUAGGCCUAUUGGUGCUGCAAUUCGAUCAUCAACUGGUUGUCAAAGCACGCAGGACGUUCUGUUUCUUCUGAAGGAAAUUAAUAACUAUCAAGUAGAAUUCGCCAAGGCCUGGUCAGAGGCCAAACUCGUUGUCUUAAUAUGCCCGGGGAUGCCGUUUCCCGCGCCUCUUGACACCACUCCUGAUAUGCUUAUUUCCGGUUUAACCAAUUACGUCCUACUCUACAACGUCCUUGACUAUCCGGCUGGAGUUCUUCCUGUGGCCAAGGUGAGUGCGGCAGACGUCAAAGCGUCAAAAGACGCAGAGGAGGAGUAUCGUCGAAAGGGAGAUUGGUUGAACGCGAAAAUAUCGAGUCAGCAGGAGGGUACACAGGGACUGCCGAUUGGGUUGCAGGUUGUGGGCAUCAUGAUUCCUUCAAUUUUUGGUAAAUUACGUUCGGCGAGGCGCACUGCUGAAGACAAUAUCCCAAAGGAAGUGGACCUGAUUACUUUUGAGGAGAUCUGUGAUCAGAUUCGCAAUAUUGAGAAAGCCGUUGCCAGAAAUGAGCUCUUUUUCAUGGGCCGAGUGCUUCGUAGCAUCCUUCCGAUUCGUCGAAGGCUCAGUAACAUCGUUUUGCGUGGUUUGGCCUACGCCUACAUUUUUCCACAGUCUCAACUGUGGUCAUACUUUAUGGAAUACCUUCCUGAGUUAAUGAAUGUUCCACCGAAAUUCGACUACGGAGAGUUUUGCAUGCCGAUCUCUCUUCUCCCAGAAGUCGUGGUUUACCUCCAUCUGUUGCUGCUCAUUUAUCUAAUAGACAAAAAUGACAUUAGGAAGGUGUGA
Molecule: messenger RNA, 1062 nt
Organism: Mesocestoides corti
Lineage: Eukaryota; Metazoa; Platyhelminthes; Cestoda; Cyclophyllidea; Mesocestoididae
Source: the annotation of a GenBank genome assembly